UCUUGGCAUCUUCUUUGUGGCAGCCGCCUCACCGACUCCGAGGAGCCUCUGAUGAGGGCUCAGAGGUUUAGGCUUAGUUGUACGAGAGGUGCCUGUGGCUGGCUGCGGAGGGAGUGGGCGGAUUUUGUCUCCUGAGCGCCGCUCACCGCCCCUUGCUGCGGUGUAGCCGCAUCGCGUGGUACACCAAUGCUCGACGUGACGCGGGCUGAGAUCACAGCUUGCGCAUUCCCGCAAACUUCAUUUGAGAUGUCAUGCACGCCUAAGCCAUCCCCAACGUGGCACAAUAAGUUGUCUCAUAUCAGACACCGGCUAAACAGACACCGUCCCGAGGUCGUGUAUGUAGGCCAUCUUUAUCGGAAGGUGAGAUGGUGUGAAGGAUCGAAUUUCACAAUUUUUUACGCGCAUAACAGACGUGUCCGACCAUGUCCAAAAGUUUACUACAUUAGGUGGCGUCUGCGUGGUAAAUUCUUCUGGAAGGUCAACCAGCCCCCGUGUAACAGCACGAAAAUAGGACAAGUGGGGACAAAAUAUCCAGCGUGCAACCGCGUACAAAAACGGACUUCGUGGCAGACAUGUGAGAUGUCCUUGGAUCUGGAACAGUCAAGUGGAGCGCAAUCUUUUGCCAUUUGUCGAUGGAUUAUCCUGUUGCCGGUAGCGAUGCCCUCGGCGGUUCCAUGGUACCUUCUACCAGGCAGCGCAACGAGACUGGACCUGGAAUUUGGGAGUGAAGCUGUGUCACAUUGGAACGGCAGUGGUUUGUUUCCCAGACAGAAGACUUCAGCGUAGCGAUGGUCGUAGGGCUGAUGAGGGCGGUACCCCGGUGGCCAAAUAGGCCCUGUUCGCUACGG
This is a messenger RNA of Paraphaeosphaeria sporulosa, 848 nucleotides long. RefSeq lists its product as uncharacterized. Lineage: Eukaryota; Fungi; Ascomycota; Dothideomycetes; Pleosporales; Didymosphaeriaceae. The transcript has a single exon. The coding region runs from base 187 to 786 and encodes 199 amino acids. The record is from RefSeq and is a predicted model, not a curated record.